Molecule: messenger RNA, 2079 nt
Organism: Adelges cooleyi (spruce gall adelgid)
Lineage: Eukaryota; Metazoa; Arthropoda; Insecta; Hemiptera; Adelgidae
Product: zinc finger protein Noc-like
Exons: 2
Coding region: 268-1479 (403 amino acids)
Biological process (GO): negative regulation of DNA-templated transcription
Cellular component (GO): nucleus
Source: RefSeq, a predicted model, not a curated record
CACCGGAGGCCGUCUUAUUUGCUUGUCGAGUCCGAUCUGUCGGUCACUUGUGUUUUAUAAUACGUAGUGAAUAUACUAAUAUCAAAUAUAUUAUUAUUAUUAUCGGGUUAAAAUACGUUUUUAUACGUGCGUUAUAAUUGACUUUUUGGAUUAUAAAACAUAAACAUAUACCUAUAUUUUUCUAAUACUUCUACUGUUUGUAUUUGUGAUUUGUUGUGUUUUACGUCUUGUGCGGAUUUCAGUGUUUGCCUAUAUACCUAUGACUAGAUGAUGAUCAUGACCAACGAAAACCAAUACCUGAGACCGGAUUAUUUGUCGCCUCUGCCGUCGUUGGACGCCAAAAACAGCCCACUGGCGCUGUUGGCUCAGACGUGCAGUCAGAUCGGUGCUGACGUGCCACCUAACUCCAAGUUAAACGGCGGCCACGGCGGCGACAAAGUACACCAUCAACACGUGGCCAACAACAAGAAGACUGGUGACGGCCGGGACAAGCGUUCGCCGUCGUUGUCGUCCGCGUCGUCGUCGUCCGGUUCUAACAGCGGUUCGCCGUCCGGUCGCGUGCCAGCCACCGUGACGGUCACACCAGUGUCGACGGCUAGGUCCAGCUUCAAGCCGUACGAAUCGUGCGUGCUCAAACCAGCGGCCGAAGUAGCCGCAGCUAGCACGCCUAUCAGCCUAGACGCCACCAUCAGGAGAGCGACGCCGCUGAACGACCGUUGCAGCAGCAAAGAAAGUGCGUCUAGCCGGAAAUCGCCGACCGAAGACCGGAAGCACGAGUCGAAAUCCGCCGCCGUCGUUACCUCUGCGUCGGUAACGCCAGUGUCGUCGUCGGCUGGAUUUCACGCCCAUCAUCACCUUUCCGGCGCCGCAGCCCUGGCCGGUUCACACAUGAUGAGCCCCUAUUUCAGGACCGCGGCCGCCGGCCCCUUGCCGUGUCGGGAUCCGUACUGCGCAGGAUGUCAACUGGCAGCUCAGUUGGCGGGCGCCAGCAAACCGCCAUGUCCGGCCGGAUGCGUGCAGUGCGACCCAAAGAAUCACCAUCACCAUCACCACCAGCAGCAACAGCACAGCAUGGCGGCGGCAGCGGCGUACGCGCACGCCCAACUGGCCGCACUGGCCGCGGCCGCCAACCAGCUGCCGUACGUGUGCUCGUGGAUGGCGGCCACCGCGGACGUGCCGUCUUAUUGCGGUAAGCGGUUCGGCACCUCGGACGAGCUACUGCAGCACUUACGUACGCACACGUCGGAUCCCGCGGCCGCGUUGCCUUUGCUGCAGCGGUCGUACCCCACACCGCCGCUGAGCCCGUCCACGAGCCGUUACCAUCCGUACGCUAACGCGGCCAAACACCAUUCACCGUAUUUCGCGGCGUACCCGUCAUCGCCACUGGCCAUGCCACCGCACCCCGGCCUCUUGCCGCCCUAUUUUCCGGCCGCCUACUCGCCGUACGCCUCUCGAUUGGGUACUUCGCCGCACACAUGAUGAUAAGCCCAACACACGGCCCUUAGUUUUUAUUUGUUAUUACUGGAUUUUGUUGACGCAGCGACGGCCGGCCGUGACCUCCUUUUAAACGCAGGACGGUACGACUGGAUCGUCCACAACGAAAUGGUAUGCCUGACCCACGCCACCGGUACUAGAAGUGAUAACGGUCAAACGGUAUGGACGCAACGAUUAGCUGUGACCAAAGGACAGCUGUAGUAUCGUUAUUAUAUUGGUUUUGCAACGGAUUAUUCAGAUUUUUUUUUCCUUUUUUAUAGGUCGAGUUUGUUUUUCAAUACCUAUUACAAUAUUAUUUUACCGACAUGCUUUUUAUUUAUUAUUAUAUAUUAUUAUUUUUUGUUAAAACUCUGUAUGUUACCUUGUUUUUUUUGUUAUUUGGUUGUAUUAUUAUUAUCGUAUUGAAAUUUCAAACGUUGGAAAUAUUUUUUUAAAUCGUCUAUUUAUUAUUAUAUAUAUAGUAAUAAAACAAUAUAAGGUAUAUAUAUUUAUAUAUUUAUUAUUAUAUAUCAAGAAUUUACAUUGUACGAUUUAUUAUAUUCUUUGUAAAUAUAUAAUUCAUUAUACCGUUGAACUCAGUGUUAU